AUGUUGUCUCGCGUGCAUUCUCUCCUGUCGAGCUCCCUUGGCCUCUCGUCUUCUAUUCGCCGCCUUAUACGGUCUCCCGCACCCUGUAAGUCCCUUUUAGCCUGUGUCCCAUCGCAGGCAAGCCGCCGAUUCCACGCGACGAAAACUCCCCCCCUUGUCUCGACCGAUGUACCUAAACCCCCUACCACGCGACUCGUCGCCGAAGGCGGUAUUCCAUUGAGCCCCUCGCAGGUAAAAGACCUGUUUACUGGGCGAUUCCCUACUGACUGUGAUCAUGAUGUGCUUGUCUUCAAAGAUCUAUCUCAGCGUGAUUACAAUAAGAUUGUCCACGGUUUUGAGCGCUCCCUUAGUGGGAGGUGGGGUCGACCCUCGGGUUAUCUUGUGUAUGGGGAUAGCUUUCAUACGGCCUCCGUGCUUCGCGCACCGCCGUCGGACGUUCACGACGCGCUAAUCUGGAACAUUGUUGAUCUCGUUACUAAUACGUUGAAGCAAGUAACCCGGGGUAAUAAGGAUUAUUCGUUUCAAGUGAUGAUGAACACGAGCACCCCCUCUAAAGAGAAAAAAGCUGCGAUGAAAAUUCCCGACAUUCGGAUUGCGAGACGGGAGCGCACUUCGCCUAGUGGAGAGAUCCCACCAAACAAAAUAGUAUUCGUCGCGGAGAUAGGAUUCACAGAAAGUGCGUCGAAUCUUGAGAAAAGCAUUAAUCAAUGGUUUAAAGUUAUGCCUGAAGUUAAUGUCGCGUUCCUUAUCAAAUUGGACGAACGACCACGGUUCAGUUCCAAACGCGCGUUCAGCCAUUUCCCCGAAUACGUGAUCGCAAACCCACAAGCAUAUAUCAACACCGAUACUGUAGCCUCAUUCAACCAAGGAGCUGCAGAGAUACAUGGUGUUAACUUUGUGGGUAAUAUAACCGCUUAUCUUGAAAUCUGGAGGAGAGGCCCUGACGGCGGCGCGGAGCUGAGUGGCGAACGAAUCAGAUUCUACGACUCGUCCCGGCUGCUCAAUCCACCGAAACUAGAGCUAGAUACGGCUGCCUUUGGUUUCUCCCCAAACGAUCGACAACACGAAAAACUGGUAUUAGAUUGGGUAGAAUGGGAUGAGGCACUUCGAGGACAGACUGGAGAGUUGGCACGCAAGCGGUUUUUUUCUACCCUCAAUAAAUAUUGUAUGAUGGAGACAGAAGGUUCAAAGUAA
This is a messenger RNA of Microsporum canis CBS 113480, 1194 nucleotides long. RefSeq lists its product as uncharacterized. Bases 1 to 1194 code for a protein of 397 amino acids. The record is from RefSeq and is a predicted model, not a curated record. Lineage: Eukaryota; Fungi; Ascomycota; Eurotiomycetes; Onygenales; Arthrodermataceae. The transcript is spliced from 3 exons.